UCUCUUCGCGCAAAUAUCAACAGUGAGAUGGAGUUGGGGGCUCAAGCGGCAAGGGUUGAUUCCCCGAGCAGUCAGAUUCCGGUAGAGGACGAUGAACCUCUGCUACUCUCCGACGACGUCAAAACCGGGCUUGUGCUCAUCGACAUCGUCAAUGGCUUUUGCACCGUAGGAGCUGGAAAUCUGGCUCCACAAAAACAUGAUGAACAAAUUGCUGGAAUGGUGGAUGAAUCAGUGAAGGUUGCUAACCUCUUCUGUGAAAAGAAAUGGCCUAUAUUUGCUUUCCUUGACUCUCAUCAUCCUAACAUUCCUGAGCACCCAUAUCCUCCUCACUGCAUAAUAGGAACUCAUGAAGCUGAACUGGUUCCUUCUCUGAAGUGGUUGGAGAACGAACCAAAUGUUAUCAUCCGCCGCAAGGAUUGUAUUGAUGGAUUCAUAGGUUCUCUAGAUAGAGAUGGCUCCAAUGUAUUCGUGAAUUGGGUGAAAAGCAAUGAGAUCAAAGUUGUAUUGGUCCUAGGAAUAUGCACAGACAUAUGUGUUCUAGAUUUUGUUUGUUCUGCCUUGUCUGCAAGAAAUCAUAGGAUUCUCUCCCCACUAGAGGACGUGAUAGUAUAUUCACGUGGAUGUGCUACUUAUGAUCUUCCAGUGCAUGUUGCUAAAAACAUCAAAGGUGCCCUGGCUCACCCACAGGAGCUGAUGCAUCGCAUAGGGCUGUACAUGGCAAAAGGAAGGGGAGCAAAGAUUGUAUCAGAAGUCUCAUUUCAUAAGUCAGAUUAAACCUGAUUUUCAGUUAUACAGGAAUUCAGUUUCACUUAAUGGAAGAGUACCUGAUCUUCUGCUGUUGGACAAAACUACAGAUGUUACAACAGUUCUUUAUUUUGUCCCUGUCUAUUUAAAAACAUGAUAUGAUGUAUAGACACAUCCCUAUGUUUGCUUGGUAAAUGUAUGGAGAAAUUUUACCCUUGAAUAAUACUGUAUAUGAGAUUAUGAGAAUUAAAAUGUGCUUCUCUAA
Molecule: messenger RNA, 1009 nt
Organism: Cuscuta campestris
Lineage: Eukaryota; Viridiplantae; Streptophyta; Magnoliopsida; Solanales; Convolvulaceae
Source: the annotation of a GenBank genome assembly